Messenger RNA from Entrophospora sp. SA101, 1665 nucleotides. Lineage: Eukaryota; Fungi; Glomeromycota; Glomeromycetes; Entrophosporales; Entrophosporaceae. The record is from the annotation of a GenBank genome assembly.
AUGGAAAAAAAUAGCAAAGAUGAUAAGUCGUUGCAGGAAAUUAUUCAGCAAAAAUUUCCCGCAAAAAAAAACGAAUAUAAAAACAACUGCUUUUAUUAUUCUUCGGAAAAUAUAAGUGUCAAUGAAUUAAGUAAAAUUUUGGCGUUAUCAGAGGAAUUAUUAGCCGAUUAUUGCCGCAGUGUCCGCAUAAAAUUACAAAAGCAAAAAGAAAGAGAUUUUUCCCCAUUUAUUACCGAGUAUUUAACUACUGUCAACCAUAACGCCCAAUUACAAGAACGCCCACCAAUUAUUAGUAUUAUGGGACAUAUUGACCAUGGCAAAACCACUCUCUUAGACACUAUUCGCCAAACCAACCUACAACGAAAAGAAGCGGGCGGAAUAACCCAAAAAAUUACUGUUUCUCAAAUAGAAUUUCACGGCCAAAAACUUACUCUGCUAGAUACGCCUGGCCAUAAUGAUUUUAUUCGGCUGCGUCAGCGCGGAGUUUCCUUGACUGAUAUAGUGGUAUUAAUAAUUGACGCUCGCGAUGGAAUAAUGACCCAAACCGAAGAAAUUAUUAAUUAUCUGCACCAGUAUAAAUUGCCCGUUAUUGUUUUUAUUAAUCACAAAAAACCGGCUGAAACCGAUAAUGAAAAAAAAGAAAGCGUUAAUCAUCUCAUGGAAAAUGCUCUACUUUUAACUGAUUGCCAGGCUAAUCAUCAAGGUCCUGCUAAUGGUGUGGUGGUUGAUAGUUAUCUUCAUCCGCAAUUAGGAGCAACGGUCAUGGAAUUAUUAAUUCAAGGAGGUCGUUUAAAAGAAAAAGAUGAUAUUUUUUGCCAAGGAAAACUAGGUAAAAUAAAAAUAUUAAAGAAUAUUCAUGACCAAAAAGUAACUGAAAUUCUUCCGGGUGAUUUAGCCAAAGUUAUUGGUUGUGAUUUUACCGCUGAAUUAGGCGAAAAGUUUGUCGUAAUAAAUAAUGAAAGGGCAAAAAAAGUUUUGGAAAAAGAAUUAAUAAAUUAUUCCUCCAACGACAAUAAAUUAAUUCCUCCGGCUACUAGUAGCAAAAAGAAAAAUAUUAAUUUAUUUUUAACAGCAGAUAGUCAAAACAGUUUGGAAUCUCUCACCAAUUUAGUGCAAAAAAAAUCUCCUACCAAUCUCAAUUUUUCCCUAAUUUAUACGGCUAUCGGUAAUUUACACGAUUCAGAUUUAGAGUUAGCUCGCGUUACUCAAAGCACCAUUUUAUCUUUCGGACUACCAACUAAUUCUAACCAAGAAAAACUUAUUAAAGAAAACAAUAUUCCUUUUUUUAAUAGCCGAAUUAUUUAUGAAAUAGAACAAGAAUUAGAUAAUAUUAUUGCUGGUUGUCAAGAAAAAAGAGAAGUAGAAAAAUUACUAGGAACAGCCGAAGUGAAAAAAGUCAUUCAUUUUUCCAAGAGUAAUAUUGCUGGUUGUCAAGUAGUUAGUGGGAAAAUUAGCCGUAAUAAACUUGUUUAUGUUCUGCGAGGAAAAGUGAAGGAAAAAAUUUUUACGGGAGAAAUUAAGAGUUUAGAAAGCAAAAACAAGAGCGAAUCAGAGGUAAUGAGCGGUCAAGAGUGUGGAAUUGUUCUGAAAGGGUUUGAUAAAUUUCAGGAAGGCGAUAAAAUUAUUUCUUUUCAAAUAGUAGUAGAAAAUGUUAAUGAACAAUAA